Messenger RNA from Lampris incognitus (smalleye Pacific opah), 2085 nucleotides. RefSeq names its product apolipoprotein L domain containing 1a (gene apold1a). Gene Ontology annotation, cellular component: membrane; extracellular region. Gene Ontology annotation, molecular function: lipid binding. The coding region runs from base 1 to 2085 and encodes 694 amino acids. The transcript is spliced from 10 exons. Lineage: Eukaryota; Metazoa; Chordata; Actinopteri; Lampriformes; Lampridae. Gene Ontology annotation, biological process: lipid transport; lipoprotein metabolic process. The record is from RefSeq and is a predicted model, not a curated record.
AUGUUCAGGAGGAUGCCCAAAGCAGUGGAGCAACAGGAAGGGGAGGACCUGGAGCCACCAGAGGGCGGCAGCCAGCUGAGACGCAGGCGAACCAUAAAGAAGAAGAGAAGGGUGGUGUCGUUCCGGGUCAAACAAACUUUACCCAGAGUUCCCAAGCUGAGCGCUCAGAGUUCUGACAAGCUCCCUGUCCUGGAGGAGACCGUGGAGAUGCAGGACUUGACUCCGUUCCAGGAGAGCACAGUGGAGAUCCAGCCUGUGGAGAUGGCAGCCUACCCCACCGAGGGCAACCCGCUGGAGUCUGAAGAGAGCGACGGUCUCAUGGAGUGGUGGAAUACAGUCGAGGGGUGGACAGAGUGGAACGAGACGUCCAAUUUCCAGGAGGACGACGAGGAAAUAGCCGUCGAACAGGCUGCCGAUCGUGUCUUCAUGGCGGCCCGUCUGUUUGUGCGCCUCUUCAACCAGCGGGGGGCGUCCUUACAGCAGCGCAUCCUUGAAAUGCUGUCCCAAGCCGAUGCGGCCGACCAGUUCCACAAGAGGACCGUGUCAGCUGCCGUGGGCGGGGGCGUGGCCAGUGUGGCGGGCAGCGUGGCCACCAUCACGGGGCUCAUCCUCGCGCCCUUCACCUUCGGCGCGUCUAUCAUCGUCACAGCUGUGGGCAUCGGUGUGGCGACGGCGGGCAGCAUCACCUCUGCGACGGCCAACAUCACAGACACGGUUCACUCCAACAUGGACCGCAAGAAGGUGGAGAAGAUGAUCCAGGGCUACCAGGAGGAGAUCAAGGACAUCCGAGAGUGUCUGGAAUUUGUGCAGGAAGGUAUGGACACCCUCCAGGAAUGGGACUUUGAGAAGUACUCGGAGAGUGCCGCCAAGAAGGCGCUGAACCACAACAUCAAGCAUGUGAUGAAGGAGGGAGGACGCGCCGGCAAGGCCCUUAUGAUCAACACCGACAAGCUCAUCAGCACCGUGCAGGUCCUGGGUGCAGCGGGCGGAGCCGCUAAGGCCGCCCAGGCUAUAAGCGUCACCACAGGGGUCAUGUCGGCCCUCUUCCUGGCCCUAGAUGUCUUCUUCUUGGCCAAAGACUCUCACGAACUCCGCAAAGGUGCCAAGACCAAGUUUGCCACCAAGAUUCGGGAGGUGUGCAAAGACCUCCAAGACGGCCUCCUGGAGCUCAACAAGGUGAAGACCCAGCUGCAGAAAACCAUGGAUGGCAUCGAGCUGGAGGAAUAUGAGGAGAUUGAGGAGGUGGAGGUGGAAGUGGAGGAUGAGUUAGAGUCAGACCCAGUAAAGUUGGCUCAGCUGGAGGAGGAACUGGACCUCCUGGAGGAGAAACUGGACAAGAAGUUCCAGGAGGAGCAGACAGGGAGCAAGAGUAAGGAGACAAAGAAGAAAGGAAAUGUGGAAAACAAGGAGGGAAAGGAGAAGGAGAACAAGAAAGAGAAAUUGGUGCCGGAAGAAAAAGAAGCCAAGGGGAAGAAAGGCAGAGAAAAUGGUGAGAAAGAGGCGAGGGAGAAUGAAGAAAAGAGGGAGGAAGAAGAUAAAGAUGGCAAAAAUGGGGGAAAGGAGGAGAGCAAGGAGAACAUAGGGGAGGGAAGGCAAACUGGGGAGGAGAAACAAGAGGAAGAGAAAAUUAGGAGUGGGAUUGAUGAAGAGGAGGUUCUGAAAGAAACUUCAGUGAAAGGGAGAAAGGAGAGGGAGACAGAAAAUUGCUUUACAACUGAAAGAGAAAAAAACAAGAUUAAGCAAGAGACGACAAUAGAGAUCACAUGUAAAAAUGAGAAGACAGAAGAAGAAAGAAAAGAGAGGGAUGAAAAGAGCCAGAAGGCAGAGGAACAAAACUGUCUUAAAAGCAUGCCAGGGAGUUCAGAUACAGCUGCCUGGAGCGGAGCGGUGGACUCCCAGAGGGUGAAAAGCAAAAGAGAGGAAAAGAGGAAGAGCAACCUGAGCAACAGAUUACCCAAAGCUUCUCUGGAAAGUAUGACGUCAUUACGUGUCCACGCCCAGGCAACUCAGCUGCAUAUCCGUGUGGAAAAUGACCCCGACCCAACAGCGCUGAAGCAAAUGAUGACCCCGACCCAACAGCGCUGA